Molecule: messenger RNA, 939 nt
Organism: Acomys russatus (golden spiny mouse)
Lineage: Eukaryota; Metazoa; Chordata; Mammalia; Rodentia; Muridae
Product: olfactory receptor 5AN1-like
Exons: 1
Coding region: 1-939 (312 amino acids)
Biological process (GO): G protein-coupled receptor signaling pathway; sensory perception of smell
Cellular component (GO): membrane
Molecular function (GO): olfactory receptor activity; G protein-coupled receptor activity; odorant binding
Source: RefSeq, a predicted model, not a curated record
AUGAUUACAAGGGGAAACAGCACCGAAGUCACCCAGUUCAUCCUCCUGGGGUUUGCAGAUUUCCCCAGAAUCCUAAGCCUGCUCUUUGUCACAUUCCUCCUCAUCUACAUUACCACUCUGGCCUGGAAUCUGUCCCUCAUUGUUCUAAUCAGAAUGGACUCUCACCUCCACACGCCCAUGUAUUUCUUUCUCUGUAACCUGUCCAUCAUAGACCUUUGCUAUGUCACCUGCACUGUCCCAAAAAUGCUCUCAGACUUUUUUCAGGAGAAGAAAACUAUCAGCUUUGUGGGCUGCAUUGCUCAGAAUUUCAUCUUUUCCACCCUGGGGCUGAGCGAAUCUUGCCUCAUGACAGCCAUGGCCUAUGACAGACAUGCUGCCAUCUGUAACCCUCUGCUCUAUUCAUCAAUCAUGUCACCCACCCUUUGCAUUCUGAUGGUGCUGGCGUCCUAUAUGUCUGGGCUCACUGCUUCUUUACUUCAGUUGUUUGCUUUGCUUCAUCUCCACUUCUGUGGGCCCAGUGUCAUCAAGCACUUCUUCUGUGACAUGCCACAGUUGCUAAUUCUGUCCUGCACAGACACUUUCUUUGUACAAGUCCUGACUGCAAUAUUAACAAUGAUCUUUGGAUUUGUAAAUGUGCUAGUGAUCAUGAUAUCCUACGGCUACAUCGUCUUGUCCAUCCUGAAGAUCACGUCAGCUAAGGGCAGGUCCAAGGCCUUCAACACCUGUGCUUCCCACCUGACGGCCGUUUCCCUAUUUUACACCUCCAGUAUCUUUGUCUAUUUGAGUUCCAGCUCUGGUGGCUCCUCCAGCUUUGACAGAUUUGCAUCUGUCUUCUACACCGUGGUGAUUCCCAUGUUGAACCCUUUGAUAUACAGUCUGAGGAACAAGGAAAUCAAAGAUGCCAUGAAGAGGUUGCAGAAAAAGACAAUCUGCAGCUAG